GCGGUAUGACACCAAAGAUAGUCGUUGUCGGUUCGUGCAUGAUUGACUUUACCUGUUUCUCUCCACGGUUACCGAAACCUGGCGAGACGAUAAUCGGGACUAGAUUUGAAAAAAAAUACGGUGGUAAAGGCGCCAAUCAAUGUGUAACAGCUGCUAAACUUGGUGGAUCUACAGCACUUAUUGCUUCAUUAGGUUCCGAUACGUAUGCUCAAGAAUAUUUAGAGAUUUUAAGGAAGGAAAAUGUAGACGCAUCUCGCGUGAAGAUACAAAGUGAUAAGCAGAGCGGUGUUGCUCACAUUACCGUCGCUGAAAAUGGUGAGAACAGCAUCGUAAUCGUGUUAGGUGCAAACGAAUCGUUGACUCCGGAACUUCUGGAUUCCACCGUCGACGUGAUCCAAAGCGCGAGCGUUUUAUUAUGCCAGUUCGAGGUGCCGCUGGAAGCCACGCUGCAUGCGUUGAAGUUACACCGGGGCCACGGACUUUCUAUUGUCAACGGAGCACCCGCACUGGAAAACCCUGAUCCGGAAAUCUUUAGAUUAUGUGACAUUUUCUGCGUCAAUGAGACGGAGGCGGAAAUUAUGAUAGGUAUUCAACCUGUGAACCUGUCGAAUAUACAGCAAGUAGCGGACAAGUUUCUAGCUAAGGGAUGCAACGCGAUUAUCAUUACUCUCGGACCUCUCGGAGCUGCAUACGCGUCGAAGAUGAACAGAAACAUCAUUCGAAUUCCCACUACUGAGGUUCAGCCUGUAGAUACUACCGGUGCCGGGGAUGCAUUUUUGGGCGCGCUCGCAUAUUUCAAGGCGUAUCAUCCGCAGCUGUCGAUGGACGAAUGCAUCAGGAGAGCUUGCAUGGUCGCCACGUACUCUGUUCUUAAAUUCGGAACGCACGCGAGCUUCCCAAAGAGAAACGAUUUGCCGGCUGAGUUAUUUAUAUAAACAAAA
Molecule: messenger RNA, 941 nt
Organism: Cyphomyrmex costatus
Lineage: Eukaryota; Metazoa; Arthropoda; Insecta; Hymenoptera; Formicidae
Product: ribokinase
Exons: 7
Coding region: 6-935 (309 amino acids)
Biological process (GO): D-ribose metabolic process
Cellular component (GO): cytosol
Molecular function (GO): ribokinase activity
Source: RefSeq, a predicted model, not a curated record